Hypanus sabinus (Atlantic stingray) is the source of this 5448-nucleotide messenger RNA. RefSeq names its product gastrula zinc finger protein XlCGF8.2DB-like. The transcript is spliced from 2 exons. The record is from RefSeq and is a predicted model, not a curated record. NCBI's taxonomy places the organism in Eukaryota, Metazoa, Chordata, Chondrichthyes, Myliobatiformes, Dasyatidae. Bases 450 to 1571 code for a protein of 373 amino acids.
GCAUGCGCGCAGUACACAGGCGGACUCAGGUUAUGGAAGCAGGUUAAAAAUGACAAGGAAUUUGUCUACAGGAAUCUCGAAUAUGACCCACUAGUUUUGCUGUCUCUGUCCAGAUAUUUAAGAAGUGGAGCAAGAGAGUCAAUCAGCCAUCCUUCCUGCUCAGACUGUGGUAGAGAGAUGAACUCAGUCAUCUGACUGACUGGCAACCUGGUGAUUUUACACAGCGGGAAACCCAUUCAUCUGCUCAGACAGUGGGAAUGGAUUCACUUGGUCAUCUCAACUGAAGGUAAAUCAGCAAGUUCACACUGGGCAUGGCUAUUCAUCUGUUCUGUGUGUGAGAAAGGAUUCAGUCAGUCUUUCCACCUGUGGACGUAACAGUCAAUUCACACUGGGCAGAGCUGGUCAUCUGCUGAAUUUGUGGGAAAGGAUUCACUCGGUCACCUGACCUAAUGGCACACCAGUCAGUUCACUUUGGGGAGCGGCCGUUCACCUGCACAGACUGUGGGAAGGGAUUCACUAAAUCAUCUCAGCUACUGAGACACCAGUCAGUUCACACUGGGGAGAGGCCGUUCACCUGCUCAGACUGUGGGAAGGGAUUCACUCGGUCAUCGGACCUACUAAGUCAUCAGUCAGUUCACACAGGGGAGAGGCUGUUCACCUGCUCAGUCUGUCGGAAGAGAUUCACUCACUCUUCCACCCUACAGAGACACCAGCGAGUUCACACUGGGGAGAGGCCGUUCACCUGCUCAGUCUGUUGGAAGACGUUCACUCAGUCAUCCCACCUGCAGAGACACCAGAGAGUUCACACUGGGGAGAAGCCGUUCACCUGCUCAGACUGUGGAAAGGGAUUCACUCAGUCAUCCACCCUAUUGGCACACCAGUCAGUUCACACUGGGGAGUGGCGGUUCACCUGCUCAGAUUGUGGGAAGGGAUUCACUCAGUCGUCCGAACUACUGGCACACCAGUCAGUUCACAGUGGGGAGUGGCCAUUCACAUGCUCAGACUGUGGAAAGGGAUUUACUCGGUCAUCUGCUCUGCUGGCACACCAGCGAGUUCACACUGAGGAGUGGCCUUUCACCUGCUCAGAAUGUGGGAAGGGAUUCACUCGGUCAUCUCAUCUGCUGAGACACCAGCGAGUUCACACUGGGGAAAAGCCAUUUACCUGCACAGUUUGUGGGAAGGGAUUCACUCAGUUAUCCUCACUACAGAGUCACCAGCGAGUUCACUCUGGGGAGAAGCCAUUCACCUGCUCAGAAUGUGGAAAGGCAUUCGCUCACUCUUCCACCCUAUUGGCACAUCAGCGAGUUCACACUGGGGAGAGGCCGUUCACCUGCUGUGAAUGCGGGAAAGGAUUCGCUCGGUCAUCUCAUCUACAGAUACACCAGCGAGUUCACACUGGGGAGAGGCCGUUCACAUGCUAUGAAUGUGGGAAGGGAUUCACUCGGUCAUCUCAUCUACAGAUGCACCAGCGAGUUCACACUGGGGAGAGGCCGUUCACCUGCUGUGAGUGUGGGAAGGCAUUCACACGAUCAUCUCUUCUACUGAAACAUCAGCGCGUUCACACUGGGUAGAGUCCGAUUUCCUGCUCAGACUUUGGGAACAGAGUCUCUCAGCUAUAUCCACUAAUUAUGUAUCAUUGAGUUCACACCAGGGAGAGGUCAUUCACCUGCUAUGAAUGUGGGAAGGGAUUCACUCAGUCAUCUAACCUUGUGACACACUACCAGGUUCACACUGGGGAGAAAGUUUCAGUAAGCUGCAUGCUGGAUAUUUGUCCGUCACCAUUGCUGAAUGCAAUCUCGAGAGUGACUGUCGGUGCUGAACUCUGCAAUUAUUGCUGCUGCUCACCACAGCCAGUUCUGCACCCUGGUCACUGGGCAUGGGAGGAGUUUCUUCUGCACAUUCACCUUUAAUGGGACUGGAGCUUAAUAAGAGUCAACUCAGGCUGGUUGGACUUUACUGGUGAUUCUGUUCUCAUUCGUAAGGCCAGUGAUAUUGUAGGCGUGGAAUUGGACUCUCUGAUGGUGGUGUCUGAAAAGAGGAUGCUGUCCAAGUUGCAUGCCAUCUUGGACAAUGUCUCCCAUCCACUCCAUACUGUACUGGUUAGGCACAGGAGUACGUUCAGCCAGAGACUCAUUCCACUGAGAUGCAACACUGAGUGUCAUAGGAAGUUAUUCCUGCCUGUGGUCAUCAAACUUUACAACUCCUCCCUCGGAGUGUCAGACACCCUGAACCAAAAGACUGGUUCCUGGACUUAUUUCCACAGAAUAAUUUACUUAUUAUUUAAUUAUUUAUGGUUUUAUAUUGCUAUAUUUCUACACUAUUCUUGGUUGGUGCGACUGUAAUGAAACCCAAUUUCCUUCGGGAUCAAUAAAGUAUGUCUGUCUGACAGUCCAUUUAACUCUUCCCCUGUUGGUUCAUCUCUCACUCUCCUUGUGGUGAUGGGUUCCAAACAGUCACCACUCUGUGGGUGAAGAGGUUUCCCUUGAAUUUUCUGCAGACUGAAGAAGUCGAGCUGACUGCAGUUCUGUCUGAGAUGUUCUUUGCCCCUCUAAUCUCUGGGCUGAGGAAGAAUGACAUUGAUAGUUAACCUUAAUCGUCAUUCAUUUCCACAUUGUGGGUCAUUUUCCCUGCUUCUAAAGGGUUGUUGAAAAUACCCCUGUCUUCUAAAGACUGGAAGCAGAAUUUGGACACAAUUAGUAGGAUGUUCAAUGGAGCAGGGUCAGAAACCAGAUGUGGGUCUGCACAGUGAAGAGGUUGGGGCUCUGGACGAUGGUUGGGGAAGAACAUAUGAUGUGGAGAAGGGAAUCUGCAGUGGGACAAGGCAAUGAAUGACAGUAGUAACAUUUGGAAGCUGAUUGACAGAGAAAAACUUUUGGUUGUCUGACUGAUGACACAAACAAUACCUGUGGUGAGGGGCUCCGAACAUGUGUGUGGUGGGAAUGGUUUUAGCUGUUGAUGUAGUUGUUCCUGCUUGUUUAUCCUGUAAUAUUAUAUCCAGAUGGUUAUUAUGGAUUGUCCUAUCUGAAAUAAUGUAUUGAUUAGUGUAUAAUUUGUAAGAUUUUGACUCUAAAACUGGAUCAGGCUUGAACUUAUGGUGCCUUUGUGAAGUGAUGGAGAGCAUUCAUGAGUUUGCAUUUUAAAGCUAGAUUUUGAUGAAUGAUAUUUGCCACUUGAUUGUACCUUUGUAAGUAAUCAGAUUGAGUUAACUGCUGCAGGAUCCUGAAAUGUGUUGCAUUGUGUCUGGUCUCUCUUGUCAUUUUCUGCACUUACUGCCUCGCUUAUCUGUAUUUCAUGUAUUUCAAUUUUUCCUUUUGUUAACCACCAUGUCCUGUAUUUCUGCAAGGAACCCCUCCGUUUCUGGAAAGAUGUCUCCAACUCUCAGUCAGGUGCUCGAUGCUUCUUUAUCACCAUCUCAUCAGCUCAGAUCAUUGGGAUGUCUCCUGUGGAGGGUCAUACUCAUUCCACUGGAUAAUGUUUUCUUCCAUGUGAUUAUUCAUUCUUCUGAGUUGGCCUCUCAUUUAAGUUUUCUGGUCUGUAUUUCUUAUCGCGAUUGCAUAUACACACACAGAGUACUGAAUCCUGUUCAUUUUUGAUGAAAAUAUAUACUUCAAAGUUUUAUUUCUCCCAUUCUUUAAAAACGUAAUCGGUCAUCGAAGGUUUACUAAAAUAUUUAGAAUAAAUGGGACUAGACAAACAAAAUCUCAAUAGAUCAAAGAAUUUCCUAAAUUGUACACAGAUGCUCAAAGUAUGUUUAACUACCAAAUUUUCAGUUAGUUAACUAAAAGUUAAAGCGAGUGAGGAUCCGAGAAGAGAAAUAAUAGAAAAUUUAUUAACAGAGUUAGCUUCUAAAGAAGCCAAUAUUGGACAUUCCUCACGGUUAAUAUAUUAUGUCCAAAACGUAAGAUUUUGUAUAUUGACUGCUCAAUAAUAAAACCUAAAAUUUGGUAAAGCUAAACCUCUAUUCUUAGAUUUUUGAAGAUGAACUUCAUUUAGUCGAGAAUGUUUGUUUUUGCAGUGUUACGUAUCCCGUAACUGGAUAACUCACCAGCAAAGAUAGAGAGGUCCGUUGGAGUCUGGUGGCACUAUUUUCGAAUGUUUUAUUCAUAAAGGGGGCACAAAAUUAAGGUUAAACCAAACAUUCAGAACAUAUACAUCGGCAAAACUCAAUCUAAAGCGCGGGUAUAGCAAUAAUCAUCUUUAAGAAAUAAUCUCGACUGUUGUCUAGGGGAUAAUAUAUUGUCCGUUGGGACUAUAAAAGUCACUCAGAAAGUCUGCAGCCUUCAGUCUUUUUGGGGAAUCGCUGUGUUUCACGUGUUUCAGAGAGAGUGAGGAGAAAACGGGAAAAACUUGCCCGGGUCUUUGACGAAACAACACUGUUGAAUCAGGAGAGCAUUGUUUCCCUGUUAUUAGUUCGAAGUCCUUCCCGGUAUUAUCAGCCACCUGCUCCCCAGGCAGAGAAGUUACGGAGCGCACGUUGCUUUUUUGACUGGCUUCCAGCAAUCACGGGAGCGUUGAGCGAUCGAGUCCUUCUGGUGCGUCUCUCUCUGCAGUCCCCUUUAUCUUGACUUGCAGAGUUGUAGAUGUCCAUCAAAGUAGGGUGAUGCAAUCCCCACCCAGUUGUUACAUAGCAGGGUCAUGCCCUCAGCACAGGUGUCUCUAAGAGCCCUGGCCAAAACCAUUACAUUGUCUCUCAUUUGCCUGGAUCCAAGACCCAAAUUAAUAGUGCUCUUACAAUUCUCCGGAAGGAGGGGGCUGCUCCCGCUCCUUCGGCCCCUCAGAGCUGUGGUACAUUCAGAAUAGCAGAAAUUAGAAUUGUUUUUAAUUUGAAAACUUUUUAUUAUGGUUCAAUAUCCAAUAUUUACAGUAUGUUGCUAGGAAUGAGAAUCGUUCCUAUAUAAAAAUCUUUGGGAACAACAUUUACAGACUUCAAUUUCUGAGGAAACUUGGAAUGAUUUUUUUUAAAUUGUUUAACACCAUCGUCACGUGCCCAUAAUUCCCUUUUACAAUUUACAGUGGUUGAUGGGGCUCACAUGUCUAAUGAUAAGCUAUCUCAAUUUUAUUGGGAUAUAUUCCCUUUAUGUGAAAGAUGUAAUAAUAGAGAAGCUUCAUUAAUUCACAUGUUUUGGACAUAUCUGAGCCUUGAAAAAUACUGGAAGGAAGAAGUUUUAUCUGACUUGUGUGAUUUUUUUCAUGUUUGUUAUUUCUCUUCCUCCUUCUGCUCAAGCUGGUCCAAGGUAGGGUUUGAAUGUAAAUAGUAUGUUCAAAAGUUUUCUGAAGUUCUUAUUUAUCUUUGUAAAUUUUACUGAUUGAAAUGGGACCAAGAUAUUUUUAUUAAAAAGGGUGAAUGUCAGUAUUGAUGGAAGUGUUUAUUGUAUUUAUUAACUAUUGAGCUCUGUUUGGCAGUUUUUUUUUAAGCCUUGAAAUAAACUUUGUCAAAUGUUUUCCCUA